Messenger RNA from Gloeophyllum trabeum ATCC 11539, 741 nucleotides. RefSeq lists its product as uncharacterized. The transcript is spliced from 2 exons. The record is from RefSeq and is a predicted model, not a curated record. Lineage: Eukaryota; Fungi; Basidiomycota; Agaricomycetes; Gloeophyllales; Gloeophyllaceae. Bases 123 to 629 code for a protein of 168 amino acids.
GCCCCCGUACGUCACCAAGUAUCGAGACUUCAUCGUGCCGUCUCAGCCACUUGGACUGGCGACGGUGGCCCCCACUGUCGUUCACCAUCGCCCCGACGCGUCAGAUAUCCUUCCUGAAGUUCAUGGCAGCAGAGUGUGAUGGGCCAUCGAUGUUAGUUGGAAUUGCCCUACACAAGGGUAUGGACAUGGGCGCCACCGCCUACCACUGGACGCUGGCCAUGCAUCCCCAGUCAUACGACGCCCCGAUCGUCCGAACCUACGAACUGAUCAACCGCGACGACGAAGGCCGGCCAACAGCGUGGAAAACGCGUUUCAGCCAGAGACCGUUGUACGGGUCGACCAAGCUCGUGGGCGUCGUUCACGUCGCACGCGUCCCCGCUACCGAAGACGACUUGGACGAAUUCUUCAGUGCAUUCGGCCCCGAGCGCGACGAUUAUCCGACGGGCGGGCGCGGCUGGACGAGCGUGGGGUGGGUCAUGCGGUGCAUACGAUACCUGGAGAUGAGUGGUCUGGUUCCCCUGCGCUUCACCGACGAAGAGAUUUUUGUACGGGUCUUGCAGUUGGGCGUGUUAAUGGAGGAGAAGCGGUCACGAGGAGAAAGCUCAGCAGUCCCGAGAAUGAACUUAUGACACUUCCCAAGGGCGGCACUCGCUAUACCCAUUCAUUGAUGUAUUCUAGUCUCUCCGUAUACAAGCUCCGAUCCGUGUCCGAGAUGCAGACGUCGGCGGGAUUUCCAGGCCC